Messenger RNA from Caenorhabditis remanei, 1707 nucleotides. RefSeq lists its product as uncharacterized. The record is from RefSeq and is a predicted model, not a curated record. The transcript has 5 exons. Gene Ontology annotation, cellular component: catalytic step 2 spliceosome. Gene Ontology annotation, molecular function: mRNA binding; protein binding. Bases 1 to 1707 code for a protein of 568 amino acids. Lineage: Eukaryota; Metazoa; Nematoda; Chromadorea; Rhabditida; Rhabditidae. Gene Ontology annotation, biological process: mRNA splicing, via spliceosome.
AUGGACGCGCUACGAGCGUAUGGCGAAAGUGACAGUGAACAAUCAGAGGACGAUGUUAUCAUGCAAGAGAUUUCCAAAGGAAAAUCAGUAACACUUGGAACGGAUAGAGCAAUUGUAAUGGCUCCAGAUGUUCAGUCAAAAAGUGUAAUCAAAGAAGUAGCAAUUGUGGAUCCGAAGACAAAAGAGAUCAAAUCGAAUCCGAAAUUCGAACAGCUGUUCAAAUCCGAGUCUGGACCAGUAAAUCCCUUCAAAUCAGAGCAACAACGUUCUCAAAAAAAUACUUUAACUGGAUUCGUCGAGCCCGCUCAUUUGAAUGAAUUCCAUUUCAAUCGUCAAAUCCGGAGUUUUGAUACUCUUGGAUACGCCCAGAAUCCAACUGCAGAAACUGGAACUUCACAGUUUGUUGGUGAUGUCAAAAAAGCAGAAACCGAGAAAGGAGUAUCACUGUUUGAAUCAAAGAAGACUGGUGGUGAAAAGAGAAAACGAGUGAGAAAUGAUGAUUCAGCUGACGUCGACGGGUACACAGGACCAUGGAGUCGAUUUGCAGAUGAGAAGACUGUGGCAAAGCCAUCUCCAGAACUUCAGAAACAAAUGGAUGAAAUUGUUAAGAAGCGACAAGAAAAAAGUAGAAGAUUCAAGAAAGAAAAAGAAGACAGUGAACAAAUGGCUGAAGAAAGCUCAACUCUUCAUCUCAAAGAAGCUGAAGACUACCAAGGUCGCUCAUUCCUGGUUCCACCUAGUUUCACAGGAGUCAAUCUUCGAGAAGACUACGUUCCGGAACGAUGCUUUGUUCCUAAAAAACUCAUUCAUACCUAUCGUGGCCACAACAAAGGUGUCAAUUUCCUUCAAUGGUUCCCAAAAAGUGCUCAUCUAUUCCUUUCCUGUUCAAUGGAUACAAAAAUCAAGUUGUGGGAGGUUUAUGAUCGUCAACGAACGGUGCGAACUUAUUCUGGACAUAAACUUCCAGUCAGAGAAGUUGCAUUCAAUAACGAGGGAACUGAAUUCUUAUCAGCUUCAUUCGAUCGAUAUGUGAAGUUGUGGGAUACUGAAACAGGACAAGUUAAACAAAGAUUCCAUACUGGACAUGUCCCGUAUUGUUUGAAAUAUCAUCCAGAUGAAGACAAGAAUCAUAUGUUCUUGGUUGGAAUGCAAAACAAGAAAAUCAUUCAAUGGGACUCCCGAUCUGGAGAAAUUGUUCAAGAAUACGAUCGGCAUCUUCAGGCUGUAAACUCGAUUACAUUCUUUGAUAAAAAUCGACGAUUCGCAUCGACUUCUGAUGACAAAUCUGUCAGGAUUUGGGAAUGGGAGAUUCCAGUAGAUACGAAACUCAUUCAAAAUGUUGGUCUACAUGCUAUUCCAACGAUGACCAAGAGUCCAAAUGACAAAUGGGUGGUCGGACAAUGUAUGGAUAACCGUAUAGUUCUUUUCCAACUAGUCGACGACAAGCUUCGAUUCUCGAAAAAGAAGGCUUUUCGCGGACACAACGCAGCCGGAUAUGCAUGCAACAUUGAUUUCUCUCCUGAUCAAAGUUUCCUUAUUUCUGGUGAUGCUGAUGGAAAAUUAUUCAUCUGGGAUUGGAGAACACAUAAAAUUGUUGGAAAAUGGAAGGCACAUGACAGCACGUGUAUUGCUGCACUGUGGCAUCCGCAUGAGAAGAGUCGAAUGAUUACUGCUGGAUGGGAUGGACUCAUCAAAAUGUGGAAUUGA